CGAGUCAUAGGCAUAGGUCAUAGGUCAUACAAUGUUUUGUCUUGUCACUUCCGGUGAGCAUCUUUAGCUAGCUGUAACAGUUACCUGUUUUCAUAUCAGUGGAAAUUUCGUGCUUGAUGUCCGAGCCGAAAACAGUUUUAUGAGCCAACAAGUUUUUCGAAAAGCGGUGUUGUUGCUUGUGAUUACAUACACGUGGCCCGAGACCCGAGACCCGAGACCCGAGACCUGAGACCUGAGUGCUGAGUGCUGAGUCUGGCUUUCAUUCCCAAACAGCCCUUCUGUGUCAGUGGUGGUCCUGGCACAGACCUGCUGCGGUCUGAUGACUGCAGUCUGAGUCACGGUUCAGCCGAUAGCAUUUGUCCUCUGCUCGUCUUCUCCCCUCUCAUUCUUCUGUCCGGCUGGAGGGAUCACAAGGAGGUCCAUGGAAAGAGCUGUAAAUGGCUGAGGAGCUGUGUACCGGCUGGUUUCGCAUCAUUGCAGGCUCCUUGGAGAUAGAGGAAUGCAAAUCUGCAACCAUGAUGGAAGGAUUGAAAAAACGUACCAGGAAGGCCUUCGGGAUACGGAAGAAAGAAAAGGACAAUGACUCCACGGGGUCCCCAGACAGAGACGGGGGUGCUCAGAAGAAAACCAACGGGGCCCCUAAUGGUUUCUACGGAGACAUCGACUGGGACAGAUAUAACUCUCCUGUGCUGGACGAUGAAGGCUAUAGCCUCAGACCUGAUGACGAUUCAGAAGAGGGAGAUAUCCUCAGCACUCCCACCACCAAAAAGACCCACUUCUUCUCCUCCGAUGAGUCGGAAGGAGAGGAGGACCACCGGAAAAAAUUCAAAAUCAAAAUUAAGCCGCUGCCAGCCGAUCAAGUCGCGUCAGUGCCCUCAGUUGACGAGCUGAAAGCCUCAAUAGGCAACAUAGCCCUGUCCCCGUCUCCUCUGAGACGUAGUCCGGGUUUAAAAAGGGACACAUCCAAUGAGGAUAUCGUCAGACCAAGACGUGUGGUCACGACUUUACCCACUGUGGCCGCGGCCCCAACACCAGCUCCAGCACUACAGCCCCCCAGCCGUCAACCGACACCCCCAUUCCCUGAAGACAACACAGCCUUAUUUGGGCCUCCUUUGGAAACAGCCUUUGGAGAACCAAAAACUGAAGUGGUUCUGUCUGAGUCCGAUGCGUGGGGGGCUCCUCUGUCAGAGCCUGAAUCCCCUUUGACAAGAUCCUUCCCGACAGGAACUCCACCUCCUCUUCCACCUAAGAAUGUCCCAACCUCCCCUCCACUAGCUGGCUCACCCACUUCAGAUAAUGCUGAAGUGUCAUCAGAAGCAGACAGUUCUGUGAGGAAGCCCUCGUUAGCCGACCUGGACAACAUCUUCGGGCCUGAACCGGGCUCCCUUGCUGGUGAUGACACAGCUGACUCGUGGGUCUGCUUCAGUGAAGAAUCUGCAGCCAUGCCACCUCUACCAGAAGAACGAGCUCCUCCUCUGCCAGCCUCCCCGCCUCCUCCUGAAUCUCCUGCCCCGCCUUUGCCUACAUCACCGUUUCCUCCAGAUGACCCUGCACCACCCCUCCCUAUCUCUCCUCCUCCAAAAGAAGAACCACUUCCCCUGCUACCAACCUCACCCUCUCCUAAAGAAGAACCACUUCCCCCGCUACCAACCUCCCCGCCUCCAAAAGAAGAACCCUUUCCCCCGCUACCAACCUCCCCGCCUCCCACAGAGGAGCCUGUGGCACCCCCUGUCCGCUCAGGUCCUCCUACACCUGAGGACAGAAAUCCCCCCUCACUUGCCACCUCUCCACCCCCUGCGCCACCAAAGGAUCUCGCAUCUCCUCCUGCUUCCUCUCCCCCUCCUCUUGAGUCACCCACAAGCGCCCCACCAGCCCCUGCUCCCAAAGCAAGAACCCCUCCAGCAGUAACGCCUCCCUCUGAGGAACCUGCAGCACGCCCCCUACCGACACCGCUCGUCCUGUCUCAAGAGGAGCAGUGCAAGAACACGGAUACCACCAAGCCCAAAGAAGACGGAGGUGAAAGUGUCACAUCGCCUGUUGAUGCGAACCAGAGCAGCAGGAGUACGCCUCCCCCGCCUCCUCCCCCGACGUACCGGGCUGUGGUGUCGUCACCAGGUCCUACGGCUGGGGCUGGAGGCACAAAUAGUGGUUCUUCCUCUCCUGUGCGACCUGCCACUCCCUCAUCAGUCAACCAAACCCCGCCCCCUCCUCCACCUCGACCCCCUUCAAGGCCGAAACUUCCUCCAGGGAAACCCACCGUGGGAGAUGCAAGUCGUCCAUUCAGCCCUCCGAUCCACUCCGCCAGCCCCCCUCCCAUUGCUCCGUUGGCACGGGCCGAGAGCACCUCCUCCAUCUCCUCCACCAACUCCAUGAGUGCCGCCACCACCCCCACUGUGGGUAAAGAGCUCUCCGUGUCCGUGUCAGAGAAUGACCAGCCAUCCCUUGUAUGGUUUGACAGAGGGAAGUUUUAUUUAACCUUUGAAGGCUGCUCCAGAGGCCCCAGUCCUCUCACCAUGGGUGCUCAGGACACUCUUCCUGUAGCUGCUGCGUUCACUGAGACCGUCAACGCCUUCUUUAAAGGAGCUGACCCCAGCAAGUGCGUUGUGAAGAUCAUAGGUGAGAUGGUUUUGUCGUUUCCGGCGGGAAUCACGCGGCAUUUUGCCAAUAACCCGUCCCCCGCCACGCUAACCUUCAGCAUAACCAACUACAGCCGACUGGAGCAUGUGCUGCCUAACCCCCAGCUCCUCUGCUGCGACACCACUGCUCCAGCCAAGGCAGACUCCAAGAACUUCUGGGUGAACAUGCCAAACCUGAUAACGCAUUUAAAGAAGGUGGCAGAGCAGAAGCCACAGGCGACGUACUACAAUGUAGACAUGCUCAAGUAUCAGGUAUCGACGGAUGGGCUGCAGUCGAUUCCUCUAAAUCUAGCGGUGAGCUGGAGAUGCGAGCCCACCAGCACCGACCUGCGGAUAGACUAUAAAUACAACGGGGAGGCCAUGACGACGGCGAUGGCCCUCAACAACGUGCAGUUCCUGAUCCCCGUCGAUGGAGGAGUUUCAAAACUACAGGCGGUCUUACCUCCUGCUGCAUGGAAUGCAGAGCAGCAAAGAAUCCUCUGGAAGAUUCCAGACAUCUCACAGAAAUCUGAAAAUGGAGGUGUUGGGUCGUUACUGGCACGCUUUCAGCUCACAGAAGGCCCCAGUAAACCAGCUCCACUGGCCGUGCAGUUCACCAGUGAGGGCAGCACGCUGUCGGGCUGUGACAUUGAACUGGCUGGGCCAGGAUACCGCUUCUCGCUCGUCAAGAAGAGGUUUGCCGCUGGAAAGUACCUGGCUGAUAACUAACUGUUGCUACUGAGAAGCUCACGGUUGAACGAAUCAAUCGCAGUGGACCGAGGUUGACCCCGAGGACAGAGACAAACCGACACCAGACAGACUUUCCAUUAACCCUUUCUGAACCCACACGGCCGACCGGCCCGCAGCCUACCCAGCAGUAUUGUAUAACUUGCAUAUAGCAUCGUGGAGCUGUUUUAGGUCACGUAAUUAUCGUAUUUGUAUUCAUUUCAUAACAUCUGUAUUGCUGCAGUUAGACACCUGGGUUCUCCCUCCCCUCUAAAGUCUGUGCCUCUGUCUCCAUCCUCCUCUGGUCACUGUGUGGUGGUGUGUUUUUUAAAAGUUUCACUGCAGCUGCCUGACCGAAGACGUGGACAGAAGGUGUUUGGUUCAGAGUUGAGUGCUGGAUGACGUUCUGUUUGUUGUCCAGAAGGAUUUGGCUGUAAACAAAAAUCACUCUCAGUGGUCGUAGACACACACCUCAACCUCUGGCACAUCUCAAGUUCAAAUUAAAGAAGGGGCUUGGACGAGACAAAGUGAGUUAAACACCUUCAUUAGCAGAUCAAAAAACAGCUAUAUGAAUCAUUGUUGUGUCUGAGUCUGAACUCAAAGCCUGAGUCAGAUGAAGAGUAUGCAUUUACUGAUGCAUUCGGACACACGCUGUCACACACAGCUAAGUGAAAGAUGUGUUUGGUCUGUGUUGAUGCAAUCAGACGAAACACAGGAACAAGUAUCUACAUUAGAAAAUCAUGAAUCACCUACUGGUACUACAGGGUCACAUGACUUUGGAUCUCAUCAUUUUGAACAUGAAUGCACUGAUCAGUCAAUCAAACUGUUAUUUAAGUUCUCUGGAUUAUGCAGACACGGAGAGGUUCUUAUUAGUUAGGCAGCUGCAAUGAUAAAUCAGUGUACUGGUUGCAAAAUAAGAAACUCUGUUUUCCCGUCAGAACAAAAACAAGUGUACAAAGUGUCAUUUUAAAUCAAUAAUAUAUAUCUUAAAGGGCGUUUGGUGUUUUCCUCGUAUUGUCAGAUAGCCUCUCUGUUGUUCCCAGGACAGCAGUGAUAGCCUCCAGAGUACACCACAGCAGUCUAUUUUUAUUUAUUGAUGACGAUGAUUUGUUGUAUAAAACAUGUGAUUCUGUAUACGAAUAGAGUUUGAACUGUAUCACACGAAUCAGAACCCUCAAAGGUAUAAAUAUUUGAAUCUCUCUUCUUUUGUUAUCUGUGUAGUUGGGUAACCUGUGUACAGUAUAAGGUAUAAUUUUUGAAUUUAUUUCAGAUAUAAUUUUUUAACUCAAGUGCAACAGAAGAUUUGAGCUAUAUAUGGGUGGGGAGGGGUAAUUUAAAGAAAAAGAUAAAUAUCUUCCUGGAUGCUGUGUUAUGCUUUGUGAAAGCAGUGUUAAUGUAGAGUUAGUUAUACCAUGGGUAAGGUCCACACUUUCAGGAGUUACGUUCACAUUUUGGGGAGUGUGCUUUUCUUCUUUCAAGGAUCACACAUGAUGAGUGUCACUUUUAUAUCCGUCUGAUCAGCAUGAGGCUGCAGCCAAGAGAGCUAGCUGAGACUGCAGCCAAGAGAGCUAGCUGAGACUGCAGCCAAGAGAGCUAGCUGAACAUGCAGACUGGAAACAGCUAGCCUGGCUCUGUUUUAAAGUUGAGCAAUCAGAUUAUAUCUCACUGUUUUAUCAGAAUGAAUUACAAGGAAGUGAAACUACUGACAUUGAGAUCAUUUUUAUUUCAUUUUUAUAGCUUUCUGUGCAGCACAGUAGUCUGAUUUAUCCUUCAUUUUGGCUCAAAUAUCUGGCAAACUGUUCAUUGGGCUGUCUUUAAAAUGUGUACAAACGUUAACAUCGUUCAUCAGGAUUGAUCGUUACAACCUUAGUUGAAACCUGAACAUUUCACUUCAGUUGCCAUCAGAGGAUGAAAGUGUGUCCAGUGUUUAAAUAAAGGACCAAGCUUGAGCGGUGCAACUCGAACGAUGGUGUUAGCAUUGCUUUUUAUUUUAAAGUUAUAUAUUUUGGGCCUUUGCCCUUUAUCAGAUAGGACAGCUGCAGAGAGACAGGAAACGUGGGGAAGACAUGCAGGAAACCGUCGCGGCCGGGAAUCGAACUGGCGACCUCUGCGACGAGGACUAUAGCCUCUGUAUGUGGGGCUCUUAGACCGCCAGGCAACCAGCGCCCCAUAGCAUAGCAUAGUUCACUUUUAGAUAGCGCCAGGCUCACUGUUGCCCCCUUGUGGUCAACCUUUAAGCCAGGCUAACUAUCUCAUAACUCCAGCUCUGCAUUAACAGACAGACAUGAAAGUGGCAUCAGUCUUCUCUGAUUUCUUAUGAAGAACAUCAGUCAGUGUGUUUCCCAAAAUGUUGAACUUCUACUUUUAAUAAAGGUCAAAGACAACAGGAGAAAGGGAUUUUCUCCAGCAGCAGAAAUGAAGUUUUGGUGACUGUGGUACCACUCCUGGAACAGGAUUUGUUUCCUGGAACCAGCUUGUUGUUUUGUUUUUUUCUAACCAUUCAAACUUCAUUGUGAUGAAACAGGAAGUAAACAGUUGUAUGAAUCAUGCAUCCUCAGUUUCCACAUUUACAUAUUCAGUCAGUCCUCAUCUUUGACCACGAGUCUGACCUGUUUUCUGUCCCGUUCCCCUUCACCUCAGUGGUACCUAACCCCCCUCGACUAUAUCAUAAAGACGCCCCGAUCAUCCAACCAGCGCUUGAAUCCAUGGCUUUAUUUUGCAUAAUCGUAAUGGUCUCUGUGAGAUGACAUGAGUGUGAUGAGGUUGUGGAGCAAGGUUAAGUUGACCAAAAUGCUUUUUUUUUUCUUUUUGUAUUUUAUGUGUGUGUACCCCGGACAGUCAGUCAUCUGUUAAGGAGAAUAAGCUGAAUAUUUUUAAAACAAAUAAAAGUGAAAAAAUAUUAUAUUGUUUAAUGUGUAAAAACACUGUGCUGAUGAUGUUGAACUUCCUGAAUGCUCCGACACUCAACGUGAAGAACAAAAAGUGUGUGUGAUCUCCGUACUGUACCGUAUGUCAGCAUUCUGCUAAAUGCAACCAAUCAUUGUCCUCCAGAGCUGCAGGAGAAAUCUAAGAGUUAUUGUAAACAGGACAGUACUUCUUCUCAUCGAUGAGGUCUUUUUAAUCAGUUUAAAACUACAAGAUUUGAGCACGUUAAAAUUCACCAUGAUCCCCGUGCAGACUCGGUCUUAAAGAGCCUUGUGGAUCACUCUGAGGUUGCAUUAUUUAGUUAAUGCAAAGUGAUGAUGAUUGGCGCCAUUUAGCUCGCACAUUACUUUGGUGACUCUUUCUCUCAGUCGUGGCUGCCCUCCUUCCUGUCGACCGGUCGGAUCAACACGUCUGACAGAAAGCUGUUACCUUCCUCGUGAACCUUUAAGAUAUCAGCGCAACAGUCACUACAGCAUUAUCUACAGAGGCCCACCAUACACAUUCCCAUCAUGCAUCUGUUUUUACAGCUCACAUGCCUUUCAGCUUGAAAGUCAUGUAACAGAACAAAACUCAUUCUCAGCCUGUUACUUCUCUGGUCUUUUUUAGCAUCAGGAGUAAAACCUGCACUUUCAGAUCUUCAUCUCUGUAGUGAAUUCGUCCUGCAGUAAUUCAGUAUUGCAUGCAGAGCAUGCAGUAAAGGUGGGGCAUCUACUGAUGAUAGAUAGUACUGAAAUGACGUGUUGUGCUGAGUGUCAGUUACCUGUAUUACUGUUGAGAAGAGAGCGGGGAGUGUGUCUAUGUGUGCUAUAAGCAAGAAUGCUUUUUGGUUCUGUACCGUUAACCUCAACACGUGCAAGCUGUUUGUACAGUACAUAACAACAACGCUAAGAUGAACUGAGAAACUUAGUUUGCUUCUUUCCAAAACCAAUAAAAGUUAUAACUGGA
This is a messenger RNA of Notolabrus celidotus (New Zealand spotty), 7211 nucleotides long. It is a transcript of the gene sgip1a, whose product is annotated as SH3GL interacting endocytic adaptor 1a. NCBI's taxonomy places the organism in Eukaryota, Metazoa, Chordata, Actinopteri, Labriformes, Labridae. Gene Ontology annotation, biological process: clathrin-dependent endocytosis; synaptic vesicle endocytosis; clathrin coat assembly. The transcript has 26 exons. The record is from RefSeq and is a predicted model, not a curated record. Bases 438 to 3344 code for a protein of 968 amino acids. Gene Ontology annotation, cellular component: plasma membrane; clathrin-coated vesicle; clathrin-coated pit.